Molecule: messenger RNA, 3031 nt
Organism: Gryllus bimaculatus (two-spotted cricket)
Lineage: Eukaryota; Metazoa; Arthropoda; Insecta; Orthoptera; Gryllidae
Source: the annotation of a GenBank genome assembly
AUGUUUAAAAAGCGUGCAUUCGCUCUAUUAGAUACAAAGAGAAAGGAGCGGCCCUCAUCGCCGGCGCCCGCGGGGUCCGCGGCGGCCGCCGCCGCAGCGCCACCGUCGUCGCUGUCUGCGUCUCCGUCCGCCAGGGGCGUGGCGAUGGCCGGGCGCGACUUCGAGCUGGUGUUCCUGCGCCAGGAGGACGCCCCGCGCCUGCUCGCCUUCCUCAAGCGCUUCUUCUUCCGCGACGAACCGCUCAAUGUGGCCGUGCAGCUGCUCGGUCCGCGCCACGACCAGCCCUGCGUGCCCCUCGAGGAGUACUGCGCGGAGGCCCUACAGGAACAAACCGUAAGCAUCGCGGCGGUGGCGCCCGGCACGGGCGAGCUGCUGGGCGUGUGCCUGAACGGCAGCAACGCGCCGGGCCACGCGGACGAGGCCCGCGCGCGCGCCGCCGCCUGCCCGCACCCGCGCUUCCGCAAGAUCCUGCGCUUGCUGGCCGAGGUGGAGGCGCAGGCCGACCUGUUCGCGCGCUUCCCGGGCCUGCAGCGCCUGCUGGAGGUGCGCGUGCUGAGCGUGGACGGCGCCUGCCGCGGCCUCGGCAUCGGCACCGCGCUGCUCAGGCGCACCAGGGAGCUGGCGGCGGAGCACGGCUUCCCGCUGGUGCGCUGUGACUGCACGUCGGCCUUCUCGGCGCGCGCCGUGGACCGCCUGGGCUUCUACCCGGUGUGCACGCUGCCCUACGACUCGUACCUGGGCGACGACGGCCGACCCGUCUUCCAGCCCGAGCCCCCGCACACGCAGGUCUCCUGUUAUGUGUAUAAAGUUUAACAAGAAGAAGGCACAAAACUUUCACAUCUCUUUCUUCAGUUGUCUUUCAAAGUAAUAAACCAAGAAUGGCUCCACUACAAAGUGUGAAACAUCGCCAGUGAGGUUGUGAAGUAAAAUCGCCUCACAGUGAAGAGGCACUGAAAAAAACUCUUGCCUAAAUGUUGGUGUAGUAACUAACACUUCUACUGUGGUUGAACUCAAUGUGUUUUGGGUAUUUUAUACAUGUGUGGGUGUAGAGAUUCAGGGAAUUCAUCUGCGGUUCAUUUGACUUCAUUGCAUGCUGUCUUCUGAGAAAUUCAUCUAAACAACAAUUGAUUGAGAAAGAAAGAAAUAUUGACACAUUUCUUCACUCAUGAAAUUAAGUCAGUUCCAGUUUCCUCCUUGUCAAAAUUGUCUGGCUAAUUUCAAUUGAUUUUUACUUCUUGACAAAGUCAUGUAGUUUUAACACGCUUGUAUUUGAUAAGCACAUCGUCUCAUCAUUUCUCUUACUUUUUUAAUCAAAUUUCUCUUCUGUUAAAUUAAACUAGCUCCUCUGAUCGCAAUUGUGUUAAGCAGUUAGAAUUGAAAAUUAUAAGCCCUUAAUUGAAAAUUGAACUUAACAUUAAAAUUAGUAAUACCCAGGAACAAUCUUAAAAAAUGUUAAUUCUUGUGUAUUGAAUUAUGAACUAUUUGGGGAAAAAAUGAUUCUAAAACAGAGUGACACAUUAUAGGAGUUAAAACAAAAUAUUUCUAGCAAUAACUUCAAAACAGAAUCAUUUUGAAAAAUUUUAGACUUUACCAGUAGUAUUUCCAUCUGUUAUGAUGAAGUUACAUUUGCAAGAAUUCAAAUGAAACUCAAAGAAGACAACAGCAUUCAGUCCCCGCAAAUUACUCAGAGAUCUAUAACAAAACAUUGUUUAUGAAUUAUCUGAAAAACUGUAUUUGAAUUAUCUGAAUCUUUAUGUUUACCAGGAGGUGAAAACUUACUUUUCAUAGACAGGUUAUUGCAAAAAUAGUAUCUAACACCUUUUCAUUAUUAAGCAUGAAAUCAACCAUAUGUUGAUUUUAAAAAUUUGACAAAAUUUUUUAUUAUAAAAUUUUAUUUCCUCAAUAUCCAUCUUUGACUUUGAAGGUUCCACAUUCAUUUGCAGUAACUUGUGUCUUCAUGAAUAUUUAAGUCGGGAAACACCAUAUCACAAAUGAAAUCAACUUGAGAGAAAGUACAGCUAGUCAAAACACGAAUAAAAAAUCAACAAUUAUUGAAUGGAGUUCAAACAUUAUUCCGGCCAUUAGAUUUGAUCUGUGAUAUAGUGUUUAAUAAAACACUUCGUGAUUUGGUUGUGUUUAAAAACUGAGCAGCUCUUGUUUAUUGUUAAGGUGUUUGUUGGAUAUUAUGCUAACCAUGUUAUAAUGAUGUAGUUCAAUGUAUUCUAUUACACUAUAUAUAAGUGGCAUUGGUAGCCAAUUACAGCACAAACUGUAUAGUUGUUGGGAAUGGUAGCACGUUACUGAAGACUUUGUUGCAAGUUAUCUUUACUGUCUGCCAAAACUAAUACGAUCUCAUAAAGCACUAUGAAACUUAAACUUAACAGCAAAUGCAGCUUAUGCAUUGACACCUAAUAAUACUGGUUGGGGACAAACCCAGUCAUUCCAUUAUGGGAUUUUAACAAUGGCCUGAUUAGGAAUCUAAUGUUUAAAAAUUAAUUAAAGCAAGGUCAUAAUAUUACUGAAUUAUUUUCAAACACAUUUGUUACAUCUAAUACAAAAUUUGUUCUCAGAAUGCUGACCAUCAACAAACUGCAUACAUAUGGUAAAAACAAAAUAUUUUGUUCAUGUUUUUUAUUUUGUUCCCUUGCCUGUUUUUAAAUGCAGAUAAGUGUUUCAUGACUCCAUGAAUGGUUGGGUCCAAACAUAAGAUGCAUAAGAAACAAUAAUAUGAAAAUUAAAAGAGAAAGAAAUGACAGAAUUGUUCAUUUCAAGGUUUCAACAUUAUAGAACUUAGAUAUUUCCACCCCAAGAUGCAUUACUUAGGAACAUCGAAUUAAAAAACAAUACCUCCAAACUUGUGCAUUGAAUGGUUAUCUAGCUUAAUGUCCCCAAAGUGAUUAGGAAUAAUCAAUAAGUAUGUGCAAAACAUGUAUGUGCUGUACACAACAAAGUAAGCCAUUAUAUCUUUAAAUGUUAAAAGACAUGUACAAUUCAAAGUACAAUUUUACAUUUGAAAAAUAUGAAAUUUUUC